Coregonus clupeaformis (lake whitefish) is the source of this 2598-nucleotide messenger RNA. Its product is annotated as cysteine protease ATG4D. The record is from RefSeq and is a predicted model, not a curated record. The transcript has 11 exons. NCBI's taxonomy places the organism in Eukaryota, Metazoa, Chordata, Actinopteri, Salmoniformes, Salmonidae. The coding region runs from base 248 to 1648 and encodes 466 amino acids. Gene Ontology annotation, molecular function: protein-phosphatidylethanolamide deconjugating activity.
UGGUCCUUUAUUGACCAAUCACGAUGUCGAUUGCCAAGUAGACAAACAGGAAGUCAGGCCGCUAGCUAAUCACUUCAGUAAAUCUGAGAUUACUUGUUCUUGAAAGUCAGCUCCAAUUCAGACAAGUUUUUUGUUGACAGUAGUUUGUAAGUGAAACAUACAAGAUGACAGAUGUGUAAAUAAAAGGUUGCUAUGGCAAUAAGGAAACGACCUCCAGACUCUAGACAGUUGGUCAAGCCCAGUAGUCAUGAACCCCAGUUCUCCCUGUGAGGGCCAGAGCCCUGAGGGUGACCCUCCAGAAGAUUGGUUCCACCUCUCCACCGUGUCUCUGGGAACUCAGGGCUCUUAUGGAAGCCAGGAUGACCCAGAGGAACCUGAGGAGAGAGGCAGACUCAAGUCCAAGUUGGUGUCAGCAUGGAACAAUGUCAAAUAUGGCUGGUCAUUCAAGUCAAAGGCCCGCUUCAGCAAGACCUCUCCUCUGACCAUGCUUGGACAGUCUUAUUUGCUCAGUCAUGGAGUGGAGAGGGAGUGCUUUCUCCGGGCCUUUGCCACUCUGCUGUGGCUAACGUACAGGCGGGGCUUCCCACAGCUGGAUGGUUCUUCUCUGACCACAGACAGUGGCUGGGGCUGCAUGCUGCGCAGUGGACAGAUGCUGCUGGCACAGGGGCUGCUGCUACACCUGCUGCCGCCAGGCUGGACCUGGCUCUCUGCCCACCAUGUGUUCAAAGAUGACAUGGAGGUACAGGAGUCUCGCUCCUUGGGUCCAGAGGUGACUAAGAAGGGAAGGAGGAAGAGCAUAGCAUCCUUCCCGGAGAGCCGGACUGACGUCACUCACAGACGGGUGGUGUCCUGGUUUGGGGACCAUCCCAUCGCCCCGUUCGGGCUGCACCAGCUGGUGAAACAGGGCACAAGCUCAGGGAAGAAGGCGGGGGACUGGUACGGCCCCUCCAUCGUAGCACACAUACUUCGUAAGGCUGUUGAAGCAGCAUCAGCAGAGGUGUCCAAUCUGACAGUGUAUGUAGCACAGGACUGCACUGUGUACAUAGAUGACGUGGUGAGAAUGUGUGAGCGACCUCUAUCUGAGGGCUCCAAAGGACCCAGUCCAGCCUGGAAGUCUGUCAUCAUCCUGGUCCCUGUGCGCCUGGGAGGAGAAGUCCUCAACCCCACCUACAUCAAAUGUGUCAAAAACCUCCUGAGGUUAGAAUGCUGCAUUGGAAUCAUCGGCGGCAAACCCAAGCACUCUCUGUUCUUCGUUGGGCAUCAAGACGAGCAGCUGUUGUACUUGGAUCCCCACUACAGCCAGUCCACAGUGGAUAUCACACAGGAUAACUUCCCCUUAGAGUCGUUUCACUGUAAGUGUCCCAGGAAGAUGGCCUUCAGUCGCAUGGACCCCAGCUGCACUAUAGGCUUCUAUGCCAAGAGCCAGAAGGACUUUGAGUUACUGUGCUCAGCUGUUAGCACGGCUCUCUCGUCAUCAACAGAAAAGUACCCCAUCUUCACCAUUGCAGAGGGUCAGGGACAGGAUGGGGGGCAGGAGGAUGAGAGCGAUGCACCCCCAAACUCUAUCACCCACAUCCUGACAAAGGACAAGGAGAGGCUGAGAAGGACCAAUACCAGCAACAGCAUGGAUGAGUUUGUGUUAUUGUGAACUAACGUAGCAGGAGUAAAAGUUCUAAGCUAGGUUGAAUUAGCUGUAUCCCUGAAAACCGGAACAUCCGGUUGUUGGCAACUCUGCUAAGGGUGCUGUGAAUAGACUGACUUAAUGUGCCCUGAGUGGCCAGCAACCGGAUGUUCCGGUUUUCAGGGAUACAGCUAAUUCAACCUAGCUUAGAACUUUUACUCCUGGAACAUAAUUAAUAUACCAACUCAUACACAUAGUUACUGAACUGAGCUUUAUCAGUGGCAACAACUGACAGGGGGGGGACAUGCUACAGAUUUAACCUUUAUCCCCAACCUCCACAAACAAUAACUAGGCUUGGUGAGGUGUUGCUGAAUAGAACAGGCCAAUGACACUAUUCUCGUGUAUUUAUUAGUUUUAGAUAAUUAUUUAUUGUUUUAAGGUGAAGUGUUGUGAUGAAUGUAACAGAAUGUUUUUAAAUGAAGGUUUUUGUAUAAUUGUUUUUAAUUUUAAGAUUUUGAUAUUAGUAUGGUUUUGAGGUUCUUAUGUUAAAUAUCCUGCCUUCAACUUCCUUGUUUACUAUUCUACAUGAAGUCAUGUCAUGGGUGACUCAAUGCCUGGCUGAAAGACACUGACUGACCCUAUUUCAUCAUUGUGUAGAUAAGCUGCUCAUCCUAUAGUCCUCUCCACUACAACCUUUUGUUGAAAUACUUUGUCCUGCAUUAGACUCAAGACAAUCUGGGCUCUGAGCUGCUGUUUGACGUCAUGUGACAGGAUGUCUGCUCUGUGAAUGGAUUAGGAAAUUUGAUUCCUUAGACCUUGGGACGUGCACAUGGAACCAGUGAAUGGAAUCAAUUUGUCUUCUUAUAGAUGUGUGUAUUGGUUUGUAUGUGGUUGAGUGGGGAGAGUAUAAAAUAUGCAUCAGUCAAUUAAGAGGCACAUUCUGGGCAAUAUGGGGUUGCUUUUGCCCUUUUUUUAUU